This is a messenger RNA of Caenorhabditis remanei, 1200 nucleotides long. RefSeq lists its product as uncharacterized. Gene Ontology annotation, biological process: innate immune response. Lineage: Eukaryota; Metazoa; Nematoda; Chromadorea; Rhabditida; Rhabditidae. The transcript has 4 exons. The coding region runs from base 1 to 1200 and encodes 399 amino acids. The record is from RefSeq and is a predicted model, not a curated record.
AUGAAGCUGGGUUUAUUAAUUCUAUUAUUAUUAGUUGGAGUCUAUGGUGACUAUUCUUCUCUGUCCUAUGUGGACCGCCCAUGUGGUACCGAUCUCUCGAAUCUCUGGCUGGAUGUUGUCGCAGUUGUGGAUAAUUCUCAAGGAAUGACCUUCAACGGAUUGCAAAAUGUGGGUUUAAACAUUGUGAACGUCCUCAAUAACGGAACUCGAAUUGGAUCUAAUACGUUCGAGCCCAGAACCACUCGUUUUGGAUUGGUCACAUAUAACUCUGUCGCCACGCAGAAUGCAGAUCUCAACCAAUACCAAUCUUUCGCUGACACAUUCAACGGGGUUUUCGAUGCUUUCUUAACUGUUGCGAACACUACUGAAUCAUAUCUAGCCACUGGACUCGAAUUGGCGGAAAAAAUGUUUGUAGAUCAGAGUUUCAACUCUACUCGUGACCACUAUAAAAAAGUAGUGAUCGUCUAUGCAUCUGAAUAUAACGGAAAUGGAGAAUUGGACCCAUUACCUAUUGCCGAACGAUUGAAACUAUCUGAUGUCAAUAUAAUCACAGUUGCUUAUGAACAACCAGGAAGUGCUGGACUUCUGCAGGGCCUCUCCCAGAUUGCAAGUCCUGGGUUUUCGUUUUCGUUUGCAAAAGAUAAUGUUGCGGGAAAUCUCGUUAAUGAAGUUCAGAUUGCCUUGUUGCAGUCCAAUUGCUUCUGCGCGAACGACUGGAUACAGUACAGCGGGUCUUACUUUGAUCCCGCCUCCACUCGCUAUGGUAUCUGUAUUCUACCUGUCACAAUGCCUCAGGUCUGGAGAGCUGCCAAAAUGAGUUGCAGUCAUCGUUGGAACAAUUCGAAUCUAGCCACCGAAUUCAACCAAGCCAAACACGAUUUUAUUCUAUCAGCCGUUCGAAACACUCAAGGAUUCUCGCCGCCCUAUCAGUACCAUAUCGGAUUGAAUUAUGUCUCUGGAUCCUGGGUAUGGACUCAACCAACGGGACGCCAACAGGUUCCGCUUCAACAACCCCUCAUGUGGCUUUCCGGAUAUCCUCAGUUGGCAUCUGAUAAAUCUGUGGUGAUGAACCAGCAGAGUGCGCAUGAAACUGGAUGGAUAAACAUCGCUUCAAUGAAUGUCGUAGCUAAUUCUGUAUGUGAAACCUAUUCGUGUGAUACUGAUAACUAUUGUGAUGCUCAAUAUUUUAAGAAUCAAUAA